UGCACGUGCACGACAAAGUUGAGCGAAAACCAGUGCAGCAGAUCCUCAUUCCUGACUCGAUCCGUAGUUAUCGCUUUUGUGAACCAAACUAAGAAAUGGCUGGGACUUGGUCUAAAAUCUAAAUGGUUCGGCUCUUCGUCCCGUUGCGGUUGUGAAAACAUUGACCCAACUCCCCCAUUCUCAGGCUCAUCGCCAAAACCCUAAUUACGAGAACUUGACGAGCUCGACUCUAAUCGACUCCGGAUUUGAGUUUUUUUUUUUUUUUAAUUGUUUGUAGAAUUGAAUCUGGGAUUUGCUGGAGUAGUCCUAAUUCUCUUCAAUGACUUCGGCAAGGAGGAAUAAUUACAAAGAGAAGAUUCGUCGCAAGGAAGAGAAGCAGGAGGAACCAGAAGUGCCAAAAUAUAGAGACCGAGCAAAGGAACGGAGAGAGGACCAAAAUCCGGAUUACGAACCUACUGAAUUAGGGUCUUUCCAUGCUGUAGCGCCUCCUGGAAAUGUAGAUUUACGGUCAGCUGAUGCACACAAAAUAUCCAUUGAGAACAGCAAGUAUCUUGGAGGUGAUGUGGAACACACGCAUUUGGUCAAAGGAUUGGACUAUGCCUUGCUUCACAAAGUAAGGAGUGAGAUUGACAAGAAGCCGGAUGCUGGAGAGGAGGGAGAUGGAAAGUCUAGAAUGUCUAAAGAGGACCAACCACUGUCAUUUCGCACAGCGACUGCAAAGUCAAUUUACCAGUGGAUUGUCAAGCCUCAAACUAUUAUCAAAUCAAAUGAGAUGUUUCUUCCUGGUAGAAUGGCAUUUAUCUUCAACAUGGAGGAUGGAUAUUCUCAUGAUAUUCCAACCACACUUCAUAGAAGUAAAGCAGAUUGCCCAGUUCCAGAGGAGAUGGUUACUGUCAGUGUUGAUGGUUCUGUGCUAGAUCGAAUUGCUAAAAUCAUGUCAUAUCUUCGGCUUGGAUCAUCUGGAAAGGUUCUGAAGAAAAAGAAAAAGGAGAGAGAGAUGAAAGGAAAGAUUUCUGCUGCUGGCAAUGAAUAUGAUGAAGAUGAGAAGCUGCAGCAUGAUGGUGGAAAGCCAAAGAACCAAGAUGAAAGAGAAAGCAUACCAGCACUGCCUUCACGCAAAAUCCAUCCUGAUUCAAGAGAGAAACAAAUUCCUGUUGUUGCCAGAGCUGAAGAUGAUGACGUAUUUGUGGGGGAUGGCAUUGACUAUGCUGUUCCUAGUAAAGACAUGAGCCAGAGUCCUAUUUCAGAAGAUAUGGAAGAGUCUCCUAAGAAUAGGGAAAGGACAUCAUAUUUCAGUGAACCUGCUUAUGGCCCAGUCCCACCCUCAGAACCUACGCAGGAUUGGCAACAAACAAAUGGAUAUGAUGCUGUUCAAGCACAAGUAAUUGCAGGUGGAUACCCAACAGAGUGGCAGGACUAUCAGUACACUGAACAAUUAGCUUAUUCUGAACAAUAUCUUCAGCAAAACUUGCCAACCUAUGAUGCUCAGGCCGGGUUGAAUAUUCCACAAGAUCCACGCUUCAUGACUCAAGAAGAGAAGGAUCGUGGCCUAGGGUCAGUUUUCAAGAGGGAUGAUCAAAGGCUUCAGCAAUUAAGAGAGAAGGAUGCUCGGGAGAAAGAUCCAAAUUUCAUAUCUGAGAGUUACUCUGAAUGCUAUCCUGGGUAUCAAGAGUACAAUCGUGAAAUCGUUGACAGUGAUGAUGAAGAUGACUUGUCAAAAAUGGAUAUGGGUAGCCGGGCCAAGGGUCGUCUCCAUCGGUGGGAUUUUGAGACAGAGGAGGAAUGGGCAACAUAUAAUGAGCAGAAGGAAGCAAUGCCUAAAGCUGCAUUUCAGUUUGGUGUGAAGAUGCAAGAUGGUAGGAAGACACGGAAGCAAAACAAGGACCAAAAGCUCACCAAUGAGCUGCACAAGAUUAACAAGAUCCUUGCAAGGAAGAAGAUGGAGAAGGGUGAGAUCCAUGAUGAUGGUGGGCAGUACGAUGAUGUGCAACCUGGGAAGAAGCUUCGGAUAUGAGAUCAGGAUCAUGUUGGCUGAUGUCUUUUUUUUUUUGCCAUGCUGGCUGAAAGUUUGUAAUAUUAUGUCUAAGAUGCUUAUAUUUGCUGGUAAAAUGCACAAGAUGUGGUGCCAUGCAGUAAGAAGCCAAUUCUUUGCAGUGUUUAGCCAAGUGGUGGAAGCCAAUUCUUUGCAGUGUUUAGCCAAGUGGUGGAAGCCAAUUCUUUUGUGAGUGAGCCAACUCUCUUCUGGUGCAACUACUGAGAAUUCUAGAGUUCAGGCCUCGCAAAGCUUGGUGUUGCAAUUGUCUCAAGGAAUAUGAUAUUUCUAUUUGCCUAUUUUCUCUCUUAUUUAUAGAGUCAGGGAUGCAUGAAUUCAGAAAUGGUCUAACGAGACCUAUUUCCAGCCUCCAUGAUUGACUCUUUGUUAGUAUGCAAGUAAUUACCAUUUUCAGACUGUUGCUUUGUCAACAAUUUACA
Messenger RNA from Nelumbo nucifera (sacred lotus), 2472 nucleotides. It is a transcript of the gene SMU2, whose product is annotated as RED family protein. The record is from RefSeq and is a predicted model, not a curated record. NCBI's taxonomy places the organism in Eukaryota, Viridiplantae, Streptophyta, Magnoliopsida, Proteales, Nelumbonaceae.